Photinus pyralis (common eastern firefly) is the source of this 709-nucleotide messenger RNA. RefSeq lists its product as uncharacterized. The coding region runs from base 87 to 503 and encodes 138 amino acids. Gene Ontology annotation, biological process: sensory perception of smell. The record is from RefSeq and is a predicted model, not a curated record. Gene Ontology annotation, molecular function: odorant binding. NCBI's taxonomy places the organism in Eukaryota, Metazoa, Arthropoda, Insecta, Coleoptera, Lampyridae. The transcript is spliced from 2 exons.
AUUUUUUUUCGUUACCUUCGAUUUCUUCACUUGUUUAUUCAGUGCUCGUUAGAGACAAUUUAGUCGAAUUCGAGGCGCGUAACGAAAUGCUUGCCAUCCUCCUCACCUUAGCCGCCUGUCUCUCAGCUGCUACGUCCCAGGUGGCCAACGUCGAGCUGAUUGAACAACUGGAGCAUAGGCUCGACGAAGAGACCACGCAGUGUAUAAGAUCGACGGAUGCGGACCCGUUGGAGGUGGAUACGCUCUGGCACACCAGAACGUAUACAGAGAGCAGCACUCUGAAAUGCUACCUUCAGUGUAUGUAUCUUAAGCUAAACUACAUAAGCGAAAGUGGAAAUUUCGCAAGCGACACCAUCGUUUCCUCAAUUACCAACGCCACCGCCUCCAUUGUUAGUGGCUGCGUCGAUCAGGCUAGCGGUGCUGUCGACGGAUGCGAUAAGGUGUACCAGUUUUCGUCUUGUCUGACGAACAAUAACCAAAUUACUAUAAUGCAAAUAUUGUAAAUGGACACCCAGUAUGUUUAGGUGUACUUCGGGACAUGGAUUUCUAUAACUGCCCUUUACAUAUAAUUUUAGAUAACUCGUAUUAAAAUAACUUGCACUUUAAUAUGUUUUCCUACUAAGGAACUCGUCAUUCGCUGGAUUGGCCAACGACGGAAGCUCAGUAUUCUAUUGACUUAAUGGAAAAAUAAAGAAAGCACGUAGUUCAA